GCCGUACAUUUUGUUAGGGCUCGGCAAGCGAACGAUUCACAUUGAAUUCAGUUAGUUCUCGUGCAACAGAAGUUCUUACGUUGUGCAUUCUGUCGAAUGAUGAAAGUAUAAUAAAAAUAUGUGCUUGGAGACGGACUAUCCGGUUAGAUUUCUGGUGUGGUUUCCAAUGGUUUCGAUAUCCCCGGUGGAUUUGACGGCAUAAGCUUGAAUCCUUUGCUGGGAGCAUUAGUCGCCAUAGCAUUGAAUUUGGUCGGUCAGCAGUGUUCUUGCCAGCUGGUAGACUAUAGCGCUUUUUUAGUUCACCGUAUUUAUUCCUACGAUAUUAUGGUGAAGCCAUUACUCUAAGAAAGACUCAAACAUAAAAAUGUGAUUUUUCGUAAGAAAAAGGCAAAAGUAGUGAAAAAUGACAGAAAAGCUUGCGGCAGUAUAGUGUAUCACAGAAGGAGUGUUUCCAGAAUGGUGAAAGAACAUUAGCAACAAAUUUAAUGAAUUAAGCAUAGCAAACAAAAGUGUGCUAUUGCUAUGAGGCCAUUUGUCCACGAGCUGUAUCGAAGCCCACGGCCGACGGAAGGACAUUGUAACAGUUUCAUUCGAGCAGAAAGGUCUCUGAAACACGAAUGUCGAAGAUCAUAUACAAAAAAGGCGACUAGUGAUAACGAGGAUUUGGAAGGCGAUCUUAUUUAUUAAUAUUUAUUCAAUGUACUUUUGCUAAUAUUAUUUAAAAGCCGCCUCGCUUUUGGGUAGGCUCUAUCGUAAGUGCAAUACUAUUAACAAUAAGGCGAUUGGUAAACUUGAUGCUUUCAAUGGCGGAUACAAAUUCAGCCGAUACCUGUAUGGAAGCCAUGUGUAGCUCGUAUGUCUCAGCCCCGGCAUCGGUUUUAGAAUCCGUAAACCACGGCAUACAGGAAGGUGAAGUUUGCAAAACGCAACUUAAAUCAAAAUCUGCUGUUCACCAGUUGGGGAAUAUGCCAAUCAUGUACGGCACAAGUAAAAGCAAAAAAUGUUACAACAAUUCUUCGAAUCGGAAAAAGCAAAACCAACAACAAAUUCUAAAUAGUUUAAAGUCAUGGAACGUUAAGAUAGCACCUAGUGGUUUAGAUAAGCCCGAGGCAGAGCUGCUACCAGGAAGACCUGUUACAAUCGUGCAGGAAAAUUCAUCUUAUAUGCCCAAAAGCAUUACGCAAAACCAAACCAAGCCACAAUCGAGUGAAGCGACACCCGGAGCUGAAGACCCGAAUCAUGCCACCACAUUCAUAAAAGAGCAACCCACCCAGAUUCCGGAACCACGUGGGAAUAAUAGCUCGACAAUGAAAAAGAAGGCUCAGGAUAUAAAACACAAUAAAUCAAAACAUAAAGAGAUCGUGGAGAAAAUGGUCCCAAGCAGUACAUAUGAUGAGGAAAGGAUCCAUGAAAAGAAGGAUUUGGAAAGUUUUACCAGCAAUGCAUGUGAAAAUGUAAUUUCUCAAGGUAGUGCUCUUGCUGAUGAUCUAUCUGGCCACAGCAUGCUUGAAUCCUCAUCCAAUUGUUCAUCUGACACUGGGACGUUAGCUGAGGACAACGAUUGUACAAAAGAAGCCGUCCUGUAUUCAUCCGUGUCAUCGGGAGCCUCCGUUAGUUCCAGAGGAAAUUGUCACAAAAAUAGUCAUUCGAAAGCAAGAGUGCCGGGAGCAGGAUGGGGUUGGAAUCAUCGUCAGUCGCAAAAUGGGUCGUCAAAAGGGCUCCCGAUAAACAAAAUGACGGCGGCAGCUGGACAGGUGAUGGAAAAAACAUCGAAAUUCUUAGACGGCAUGCCUAGGACAAUAAAUGGAAAGCAAAAAGAUUCAUCCCAUCGAUCGGAACAUCAUAUUGCUAAUAGUCAAAGCUUUUCACCUAGGGCAUUGUUAACGAUUCAUCCUAAUCAGCAGCCAUCACACCAUCAUCCGUCAUACAUACAUCUCCACGAGCAACCGUAUCAUCAAUACUUGGACCACAAUAAUUCUGCUCAACAGAACAGUAAUGGGUCAGUGCAUCAAUACUCGUUUGAUUUCUUACGGGACGUAGGACAGAAGGUAUCAAUCCCCAGUGAUACGAUCGGGUCAUCUUCUUCUUCUUCUUCUCAAGUGAACUACAAUUUUACUCCACAAUUUCAACAGCAAAUAAUGCAGCACUACCAUAAUAACCACAUGCUGCAUCAACAGAAUUCUAACAUUGGACAUGGAAACAAUAUACAACUUCAUCAUGCUGUGACACAACAACAGCAGCAGCAUCAGCAGCAGCAACAUCAGCAGCAGCAGCAGCAGCAGCAGCAACAUCAGCAACAACAGCAUCAGUCCUAUAUUAAUCAUUCUUCAGGCGCGUACGGAAGUGAAGAAGUUGCAUGUCUUUUGUCUCCCCAAAGUGGUGGUAAUGGAAGCACCAGUGUACUGAAUGAACCAAAAUAUUAUCAAAACUAUCCCGUACUGGGCACUGGAGAAAUGCAAAAUGGAAUCAAUAGCUGCAGUCAGAUCAUAGAGCAUUCUUCUUAUGGCUACAAUCGGAACGGUGAUAUACAACAUCAGCAGCAGCAGCAACAGCCACCACAACAAGGAGUUAACCAACAGCAUCCCAUGUAUCAGAACAAUCAUCAACAAUACCAGGUCCAUAUAAAUAGUUACCACCAAAAUAAUAACUACCAGUACCACAAUCGGAACUUAUCUGCCAUCCGUGGAAAUCAUCUGAACUACCUAGUACAUGGUGGAGGCGUUUCGUAUCGCGAUGAAGGUGUAAGAAAUGGCAAAAAGACGUCCUGGAAUUCUAAUGGUUCGAAAGGAAAAAUGGGUACGGCGCUGACUAGUAGUGGGAAGCAUUUAAACAAAGUACAAAGUAAUGGAUAUGGUUACCGCAAAUAUUACCAACAUUAUCAUAAUCAUCACUCAGUUGGAGGAGGGCACGGUCAAUAUUAUGAUCACGUGGCUAUGUCGCAUCAGCAGCAACAAUCAAUACCACAGCAGCAUCACAAACAGCAACAUUUGCAUCGCAAUCUGGUGUACGUGCGAGGGUAUGAUCGAGGACAUGGUGCUGUUUUGCCACCAGCAUUCGGCGAAGAUGCAAGGGGAGUUGGUAAAAAAGAGCAAGAAGCCGAAAGUUCAAGUUCGAUACAUCGCGCCCCAUCAAGUCCCAAGUCAAAAGACUCAUUGGACAUGGAUAUAAAUCAUACAGGAGACCAAGAUAAACUUUGCACAAUGGCCGAUCCAGAGGAUGAUAUUAUGCCAUGUGGUAUAGAUGUAGAUGUCGCAUCGCAAAUUCAAGAAAAGUCGGUAUUGCCUGAUGAUGAAGAAUUUGAACUGAAGGAACUAUGCGAUGUACCUCGUUCUUCUUCUUCUUCGUCUAUGGUGUCAAUUCCAUCGACAGAAUCCUCGGUAAUAUCGUCGACGAUAUCGCAAACACAACUUCUUGAGUGUACGAACGCUAGCAUCCAUGAAUACGACUCUGAUUCGUCGCACUAUUCUGAUUUCCAUGAUGGAACAGAUCGCUACUCAAAGUAUGGUCAGAUAAGCUGUGGUCAAGUGUAUCGAUCGUCAUCGUCGACCUCGGGCAUAUCGUCUUCUGCUACCAAUCCACACUCAAAUGAUUUCAUUCCUUCGAUACCGUCUUCGUUACGUGCUUCUCCAGCCGCUUUGAGCGAGCUAAUCGUUCGCAGCCAUAGCUAUCACGGGUCGCAUCAGAAUCUCACAGCAUAUGGUAGCGUCAGAAGUGCCGGUGAGGCAAGUUCUCCUAUCGGAUCACCGACGGGAACGCUACGAUCCUCCUCUGGCACACAAUCCGUUCCUAUUUUCGGAGAACUGUUUGCCAGUAACAAUGCCAAUAAUCACAACCAACAUUCGAAAAAGUUUACUGGAAGUCAUUCGUCGACAGUUAGCUUCGGGAGUAGUUCUUCAUUGGAAAUGGCAUUACGUUCCAGUUCCUCUUCGCUUCCUGCGUCAUCGGUGCCGCCCAACGAUGGUCAGUCGAUGCAGAGCGGACAUCCGAGAAAACGCAGUCAAUCGGGUCGAACUUCACCAGCCAUGAUUCAGGAGCAAUUCCGUCCUGCUGUUGCGUGUUAUUCUGGUCACAAUAAAGGACAGGGACAGCAUGGUAACAAUGGUGUUCGUAAAAGCAAUCAACUGCCAAUGAACUACGUCCAUCGCACUUCAUUGCCAACGGAUUUUCAGUAUACGCCCGCUGAUCGGUUUAUUUUGCGUGCCAACGAUAUAGAACUCAAAAUACCACCCGGUCGGCUCUCGAACGGUUCCGUGUGGGAUAGGCUUUCCGAAGGGAUUUGGGAAAAGUUUUGCGGUGCACAGCAAACGGCAGAAAAAUACCUCCAAAAGAUGCAAUUGUGGCGAGACUUGUACAUUUGCAUCAAACAGGGUUUCCCCAAGUAUGGGCUCUAUCUGGUUGGGAGUACAAUUUCUGGCUUUGGUGCCGACAACUCCGACGUAGAUAUGUGCCUCGUAUCGCGAUACACAGGCCCAGGCUACUAUGAUGCUCGUAACGAAGCGUUGCAGAACUUGACACUGGUUAAAAACUUUUUUGUGAGCUUGGCGUCAUCGACUUUUGACAAGUUUUGCUUGAUCCAAGCGAAAGUUCCGAUCCUUCGAUUCCAGGACAGCAAUAACGGGAUUGAGGUCGAUUUGAACUACAACAACUGUGUGGGUAUAAGGAAUACUCAUCUGCUGCAUUGUUAUUCACAGAUGGACUGGCGUGUUAGGCCGUUGGUGUUGGUGGUAAAACUGUGGGCUCAGCAUCACAACAUAAAUGAUGCAAAAAACAUGACAAUAUCCAGCUACUCACUAGUAUUGAUGGUAAUACACUUUCUUCAAUACGGGGUUAAACCGUCGGUUUUGCCGUGUCUACAUUCUAUGCAUCCCGAAAAGUUUAUGAAAAUCAUCGACAUCAAUAGCAUUGAAAUGAUCGAGUCCAUCGAACCAUACCAAACCGAUAACAAGGAGACGCUUGGCGAACUGUUGCUGCAUUUUCUGGAGUACUAUAAGGACUUUGAUUAUGCACAUUAUGCUAUCUCGGUUCGUAUGGCAUCGAUUAUACCGAUAGAAGAGUGUCGAAUGGCAAAAAGUUAUAAGAAUGAUCCUCAUCAAUGGAAACAUCUGUGUAUCGAAGAGCCUUUUGACCUUACCAAUACAGCACGCUCAGUUUUUGAUGGCGAAGUUUUCGAACAGAUCAAAUGUACAUUCGCUGCCUCUUGUCGAAUGCUUAAAGAUACCAAGGAUUUAAGUGUUCUGUUUGGUGAACCUCUGUUCACUCCGGUUACUUCAACGCUAUCGAUGACGUCGUGAUAAUUGUUGGCUUUAAAAGACCUUCUUCUUAUGCCCCUCGAGUGUGUGUUCAAUUCUUUCCAGUUCACAAGAGCCCUAUCGCAAGAAAGUAGAGUAAUACCUAAAAAGCAACCACAAAACAUAUAUAAAAGACUGAUGAUUCCCUGGAGCAAUCAAAGGCACAGUAGACGUGCAUUUGAAUGUACAACCAAGUGCGAUCAACUGAGAGCCUACGUGUACAGAAACGGCAUAGUUUAGUGUGAAGCAUCGCAUUUAUCACUCUUCAAAGAUUGACGAUAAUCAUAUCAUCGAGAUAUCCUAGUAAUUUCCGAUCAAGAAACACCUAAGGCGCUACCGUCAUUUGUAGUCAAAAGCGGUAUUGUAAGUCCUUCUAGAGCAGUCAAUGUUAUAAUGGAUGUCUCCGUGAGUCUGAGAAAAUGAAUGAUGUCAAAGUGCAUAGUUGCAUGCCGCUGUUGUCGUGUAUGUGCACAACGAUUCCACUGCAAUGGUGCUUUGAAACGUAAAAGAAAAAAACAAAAACUUAAUACAAAUAGGCACACAACGGAUAGCUCGGGAAACGCAUCAUUGAAUGAUCUCGUUGACAUAACUGUAAUAAGGUAUUGGUGUGCCAUCCUUCAAGAGAGUAAUAUUAAAAACGGACUUUUACGUACUGGAAAGGUCCCAUAAAAUGAGUGAUUCCAAGCUUAGAAGCAAUACUUACAAUAAUGAGUGAUCGUUCCAAUUGUGCGCGAUUUGCCGGAUCCAAAUAAGUAACCAGUUAAUAUGAGAAUCUAGGCAAAUAACCGAUCAGAUGAUGUCCUUGAGUUUAAGAGUUCCCGCAGUUCCUCAAUGUAGGACGGUUCACAGUACGUAUUACGUGCCAUUGCGUUACAAAACGAUUGCUUUUUCCUAUAGCUCGUAUACUUGAAUGAGGGAAACUAAAGCUUGAUUGAAUCUCGCCCAUAGGUAUGAAGUCCUAGUUAGAAUGCAUUAAGCGGUAAAAUGCUAAAAAAUCCUAUUAAAGAAGAAGCAAUAAUGAAACAAGUAAUGAGAUGGAUAAUCAAUAGCCAACACGUACUGGGUACGAUCAAGAAAUGAAAAAAGGUUUUAAGAAAAUUUUCAUUUUUAAAGUGUGUAAGUGGAAUGAUAAAACACGGCUGUGAAAUCAGAGAAACUAAACUAAAAUUACAGAUGCGAUAGGCUGUCAAAAUCGGCGUGCAGUGAUAUCUGCGCAGAUGUUAUAGUAAAGCGCAAGAGGUUUGAGCAGGCGACGAUAAGUAAUUUAUAUUUUUAGAAUUAAUUUGUACGAAGAGAGCGGCAAAGAAAUGAAGCAAAAGUAGAAGCAAGUAUAAAACGUUGUAUGUUGAGAGUAAAAAGCAGUAUGCUUGAGUAAGACCGCGGAGCGUAGAAUGUUGAUAUUAUGAAGGAUAAACACCUAUACUCUGAGAGGAUAUAAACAGCAGGAAAAUGAAAAAAAAAAAAAUUAACAAAAAUGAUAAAAACUGAAACAAAUCUUUGCAUUCAGAAAAAAAAAUCUAAAUCUAUGAAAGGAAAAAUAGUAAACUGUACAACAGCAAGAAA
Molecule: messenger RNA, 6851 nt
Organism: Anopheles coustani
Lineage: Eukaryota; Metazoa; Arthropoda; Insecta; Diptera; Culicidae
Product: poly(A) RNA polymerase gld-2 homolog B-like
Exons: 8
Coding region: 795-5291 (1498 amino acids)
Cellular component (GO): cytosol
Molecular function (GO): poly(A) RNA polymerase activity
Source: RefSeq, a predicted model, not a curated record